AUGUCAGUUUACAAUCUGGGCUCGGAGAUUAAGUAAAACUCAGAAAUUUCUGGAAUUGCCUCAAACUUAAAGUUAAGGGAGGCUUCAGAUGAUUAUAACCUCAUCACCAGCUUUGAACACUCUCAACAGUGCAAAGCUUUUGGUUUUAAUAAAUCCAAUAAUAUUUGGGUGUUGGGUUGUGGUCUUGAUAUCUUGGUUUGCCAGAAGGACCAAGAGACGCUGAGGAUUGAAUAAGCUCUAUAAGGACAUUCAUCCUGUGUUACUAAUAUCCUUUAUAGUAACAAAGAAGAUAUGUUCUUUUCCUUGGGAUGUUGGAAUGACAAUGUCAUCGUUUGGACUCUAGAUCCAGAUGGUAAAUGGUAUAAACAAUUCCUCAUCUACAAGGAAGGGUAAACAAGGGAAUUCGAAGUGGUUUAGUUGAUUCUAAACGAAGAUGAGAAUGAGUUGAUAGGAAUAAUGGAUUAUAAUUUUAUAAUAGUUUGGCAAAGAUCUCCUAAAAACCAAUGGAUCAAUAGAUAAAUCAUACAAAUUGGUUAAAAUGAACUUUCCCAGAUUCAUCAGGUGAGUUAUGAUAAGAAUUAAUCGAAAAUUAUUGUCAUAACUUAAAACGGUUAGGUGCAAUUUUUAGCAAAAAAUCAAUACAAUCUAUGGAAGAAGAGAUAAUCAAUUAAUCUUAAGAUGAUAAAAGACAAGAAAUUUUAUAACAUUAAUAAUGAUUAAUUGGUAAUCUAGACAUAAAAAGGUGAGUAUUUAUUUUUUAAUUUUAAUACAGAAAAUGAAUUAUAUGAGGAAGCUUAAGAUACAAUGUGCUAAUUUCGUAAAGGAAUUUUAAAUUAACAGUUUGAAUUCAACUCUUCGAUCUCACAAGGUCAGGAUAUAGUUGCUUUGAAAAGGAACAAGCAUCUAUAGAUAUUUAUGAAGGAUACAAAUAAUUUGUAUUAACAAAUCUAGACAAUCUAAUUUGAACACAACUUUUUCUAUCAAUUUACAAAGAAUAAUAAGUAUCUUAUUACUUGGGAUUAUUCAAACUUCAUAAAAAUAUGGCAAUAAAAAAGUGAUUGA
Messenger RNA from Paramecium octaurelia, 1062 nucleotides. The record is from the annotation of a GenBank genome assembly. Lineage: Eukaryota; Ciliophora; Oligohymenophorea; Peniculida; Parameciidae.